AUGUUCAAUCGUAAAAACUCUAAUUUACUAUUUUUACCGAUGCCAAAACCUAUAAAAAAUCCUACUCCAGAUUAUACAGAAAUGAGAUCUGCUAGAAAUCAAUCUAUUGAAAAGUAAUUAAGAAGAAUAAAAUAAAAUAUACCAUCUAUUUAAACAGAUCGUCAUUAUUCUAGUACUCAAGAUUUAUUAGAAAAAGUAUAAGAAUAAGUUCUUUACUAAACAAGUAUUCUAAGUAGAAAAUCAUCUAAUGCUACAUUAUUACCUUAAACUAAAAAAACAGAACUUAAAUAACCAUAAUAAUAAUAAUUACAUGACAGAAGAAACGAAAUUGAUUUUGUUUUAAAGAAACUUUUAAAUGCUUAAGCCAUCAUAAAUGAUGAACCAUAAUAAAUGAUAGAACCAAGAAUUUAUAAUCCUUAUUUUCGUUCACCAUCUGUUUUACCUCCUCAUUUAAAGGAUACUUAUUUCGAUCCUGAUAAGUACCAAAAUUUCUAUGAUAAACUUUCCAAAAAUAAUUUGAAAGUUAAUCAUUAAGUUAGAGCAGCAAUACUUAAUUAUAGAAAAUAAAUUUCAUCUAAAUAAUAAAGGGUACCUAACUUUCUUAAAUUAGUUUAAUGA
Messenger RNA from Paramecium sonneborni, 618 nucleotides. The record is from the annotation of a GenBank genome assembly. NCBI's taxonomy places the organism in Eukaryota, Ciliophora, Oligohymenophorea, Peniculida, Parameciidae.